AAACAAGAAGACAGAUUAGUUAGUUGCUUUAAUCAAUUAUAAAAGUAUACUAUAAAGAAUCCAGAUUAUCACUACCUAAACUCUCCUGCAUUUACUUCCAUACAGUAAACAAACUGUUAAUCUUUCUCUUUCUCACUUUGUCUUUUUCAGUCAAAAUUCAAAGAUCAUCAUCUCAAUCCUUUAAGAUUAUAUAUACCCUUCUUCACUUCAUCUCACUUGUUCAAUCAUUCCAGUGCUCUCACAUUUCAACCCCUUCUUCUUCCUUUCUCUGCCCCUUCAACAAGGAAAUUGGUUAGUACACAUACAGAAAACACAACUUCAAAAUCUCAGAGGAAGAGUUUGAAUAUGCUGUCUAAAGAUUCCAACUUUGGGAGGCCUUUGGUGGAAGAGUACACAUUUCCUGAAAAUUCUGUUCCCUUCAACAAUUGCCAUGCUUCCACCAUUGUUGAGGUUGAUAAAGAUCAUUUUUUGGUUGCCUAUUUUGGGGGUACUAAAGAGGGGGAACCUGAUGUGAAAAUCUGGGUACAAACAUACAAGAAUGGCUGUUGGGAACCACCUGUUAUAGCUGAUGAAGAACAUGAUGUUCCAAUGUGGAAUCCUGUUCUAUUCAAACUUCCAUCAGAUGAGCUGCUGUUGUUUUAUAAAGUAGGCCAAGAGGUUCAAAAAUGGAGUGGAUGCAUGAAACGGUCAUAUGAUAAAGGUAUAAGCUGGUCAGAAAGAGAGCAACUUCCUUCUGGCAUAUUGGGACCAAUAAAAAACAAGCCAAUCUUGCUCGAAAAUGGACAAUUGCUCUGUGGAUCCUCUGUUGAAAGUUGGAAUUCUUGGGGAUCAUGGGUGGAGGUCACCGCCGAUGCAGGUAGAUCAUGGAGAAAGUAUGGCCCUAUUUACAUUCAAAAUGAAACACUCAGUGUGAUUCAACCUGUUCCUUACAUGACUUCAAGAGGGACCUUGCGUGUUUUAAUGCGAUCUUUUGAUCAUAUCGGUAGAGUGUGUUUAUCAGAAUCCCAUGAUGGCGGAUACAACUGGGGUUUCGCUCAACCAACUGAUCUCCCAAAUCCAAACUCAGGCAUUGAUGGAGUGAAGCUGAGAAAUGGCCAAUUAUUACUUGUUUACAAUACAAUCUCAAGGGGAGUUCUUAAAGUUGCUGUAUCUGAUGAUGAUGGCGACUCGUGGCACGAAGCUUUGACAUUGGAAGAGAAUCUGUUAAUGGAGUUCUCAUAUCCAGCUGUUAUUCAAGCUAGUGAUGAUUCUAUCCACAUAACAUACACAUACAAUAGGACACAAAUCAAGCAUGUUGUCCUUAAACAACCUUAAUUCAGUUGAGAAUGAACAAAAUCACAAGCCAUGUUCAUGUUCUGUCCCUAUUAUUAUUAUUAUUAUUAUUAUUAUUAUUAUUAUUAUUAUUAUUAUUAUUAUUAUUAGGGAUUCGUUUGGUAAGUCGUAUAAGAUCGUAGCAAAUAAUAAGUAGCACUAUGUUUGGAAUUUUUUUUAUAUUGUAUUAAUUAUUAUGACCAUAAAUUUUAAUACAAUGCAACUUGUAUUAUUUAAUAUAUAACAAAUGAUUCAUAUUAGCUUGUAUUAUAAUAUUUAGAAAAGGUUCGGGUUUAAGGAUGGGGGCCUAGACCUGAACCCCAGACUUGACCUAGAUCCUGACCUCAGACUAGGAACUAGCCUUGGACCAGACCGCAGACUCGUACCAGGACCCUGCCCCGGACCCCUGCCCUAGACCUAACCCUAGACUCAGUAACUAGACCCAAACCUCGGACUUGAACCUGGACCCUGGACCUCGGACUCGAAACCCUAACUCGGAUCUUGACCCUAACUCCGGACCAUAGACCCAGACCCUGACCCCGAACCUCGAUCGGGACCCCAAACCCGGAUUCGGACCCUGACUCCAAAUUCAGACCAAGACUCGGACUCAAAUCAAGACUCGGACCUCAGACCUUAGACUCGGACCCUGGACCCAAUUCAGGACUUGGACCCAAAAUCAGACCUUGUGACCUCGAACCUAGCCUCGACUUAGACUCAAGCCCGGGGCUGGUAUUAGUCUUGUAUUAUUUAAUACAACACUAAUACAAAUAAUCUUGUACUAAAUAAUAGGGAUAAUUACAUAUAACACAAAUUUUUGUAAAAUUUUUACAUUUUGACGUUC
Messenger RNA from Cannabis sativa, 2152 nucleotides. RefSeq lists its product as uncharacterized. The record is from RefSeq and is a predicted model, not a curated record. NCBI's taxonomy places the organism in Eukaryota, Viridiplantae, Streptophyta, Magnoliopsida, Rosales, Cannabaceae. The transcript has 10 exons. The coding region runs from base 346 to 1314 and encodes 322 amino acids.